CCAGGCAAGUUCUCUGUUUUCUCUUCAUUGGGCUUGACUUUUUGCUUAUGUUAUUCUUCGGUUUAGCUUAUGCAGUUAUGCCUUGUACUCUCUCCAUCCCAAAUUAAUCAACACACUUUCCUUUUUUUGUUGUCCCAAAUAUAUUUACACUUUUUUACUUUCCUAAUAAAGUAAAGAAUAUGUGGUCCACAUUUUUUCUGUUUCUUAACAAAUUUCAACCACAACUUUUUUACAUUUCAACACUUUUCUUAAACAACGUGAAGUCAAAUUGUCCAAUUGAAACCAUGAUGGAAGAACUGAGGGAGUAAUUUACUAUCCUAUUGGUAUGUUCCUGGCCUAAGAAAGUAAUUUCUAAAUUUCUUCGGGGUAAAUGUUUUUCAUCAACAGCCUGAUUAGGUCUGACUCGAUACCGCUUUUGUAUUGUGUCUUCACAUAGCCUAUAUAGUUUGUAUUGCAUGUAUUUUGAUACCUUAACAUUGCUGAAAAUGGCUUUAAACUUGAAAUAUAAGCAUUGUAUAAUACAGUAUACAACAACAACAUUAACUCAGUGCCUCAAAGCUUAUAUUUCAAGUUUCAAGUAAUUUCUAAAUAUCUUCGGGGUAAAUGUUUUUCAUCAACAGCCUGAUAAGGUCUGACUCGAUACCGCUUUUAUCUCCGUUUUAAUUAAUAGUUGUAUCUGUAUUUUAAAUAUGAGUUUUAAAAUGUUUGAAAUCUUGAUUUCUUUAUUUGUUUUGAUUGAAUUUCUCUCAGGAUGGAGCUCUUCAAUCCAGUGAUCUUGAUAAUAUGUUUUCAGUGGCACCAGAAAAUCCCUGGAAUGAAGCUCCAUACAAAGAUGCGGCUGAGAAGGAUGCUUUGGGAGGACUCUCACUUGAUGGGUUUAAAUCACUGUGGAAUCUCAUGACACUUCUUGAUCCAAUGGCUGCGGUGGAAAAUAUUAUAUACCUUGGAUAUGCAGGUGAUCCUUCAUCUGCUAUCNGUGUCACUCGAAGAAGGCGCUUAGAUCGGAAGAAGCAGCACUCAGAUGGAAAUGUGUACCAGUGUUUUGUUUUUGGGCCGAAAAAAGCAGGAAAAUCUGCAAUUUUGAAUUCCUUUGUUGGAAGGCCUUUCUCCGAGGAAUAUGAAUCAAAUGCUGAUGACAGAUACACAGUUAAUGCAGUCCGUCUGCCUGGGGUUGGUAGGAAAACUCUAGUCUUGCAUGAGGUUCCCAAUGAUGCUGUGCAAAAGCUUCUCUCUGCAAAAGAUGCUUUAGCUGCAUGUGACGUUGCAAUAUUUGUCCAUGACAGUUCUAGUGAGCCCUCAUGGAGGAGAGCAUCUGAACUGCUUGUAGAUGUUGCUAGUAACGGGGAGGCCACUGGCUAUGAGAUCCCUUGUCUCAUUGUGGCAGCUAAAGAUGAUCUUGACCCUUAUUUGACUGAAAUGCAAGACUCAACCAGGAUCUAUCAAAGUCGCUGCUCCAACGCUCCUUCCAUUGGAACUAGGAAGAGGAUUUCCGGUCAAGGAGAAGUUAAAGGGCUGUUCUCGGAGUUCUUAAUAGGCCGAACAAUGGAAUCUCUGCUGACCAAUUGACCAGUGAGCACAAUGCCUGUUCUCCAGUUGUUAGGGAAGAGCUCAGAUCUCGCCAUCCCGGAGAUGAAAAAAUUGUCGUCUUCAAAGACCAAGCUUGGCGUGUUAAAGGAAUCAUUCAGGUGAUGAGGUCCAUCGGAUCUUUCGUGGAGAUUUUUCAUAGCCUUAUUAGCAUCAGGUGCUCACCGAAUAAUAGAUUAAAUCAGGCUUGGGGUUGACGAUAGUUAAACUUUGAAGAUAAUAUGAGCGAUGAGCAGAUUCACUGAAGAUUUAAAACUCUGGGCCUGCAAAAGGUGGAAGGGCACCAUGGCGAGGAUAGUGGGUGGGCUUGGCUAAGUUUUUGACCAUUGCCCCAACAAAGGGAUCCUGAAAACAACUACAGGGGAGGUUGAAACAGCUAGGCAAAGCAAAGAGAGGCCACAGACUAAGGGCGGAGGAUAGCUCUGAGGGAGUGACAGCAGCUCAUCUUUAGAGUUCUUCCUUAUCUAUCCAUCAUCUAUCAAUUAG
Molecule: messenger RNA, 2070 nt
Organism: Cuscuta campestris
Lineage: Eukaryota; Viridiplantae; Streptophyta; Magnoliopsida; Solanales; Convolvulaceae
Source: the annotation of a GenBank genome assembly